AUGCCGAUCACGAACAAGUCCACGCGGGAGAGAUCCCUGCCCGGGCCCGGAGAGAGCGACCCCCCCCCUCCGGCCCCGCGGCCAGGCCUUGCAGUUCCUCAGGGCGUUGCCGCCUCGCAGCGCGAAUCGGACCCUCUCAUACCGAAGCUCCUCAAGACGCUGGCCACCAAUGAACCGCCAACGGACCGCUUCGCCGCGCUGGAGAUCGAGGGCCGAGCGGAGGGUCCGCUGCACGCUCUCCCGGGCGGACUUGCAGAUCGGCCGCCGUACAGGGCGGAGGGCGUGACGUCGCUCGUGAGGCACCGCGGCGGAUGGCUGGCGCUGUUCUUCGUCGGGCUCAUGGCGAGCGCGUUCGUCGUCGAGGAGUUCGAGUUCAUCAUCCAGCAGCACAUCGCGCUGUCGUACUUCGUGCCGCUGCUCAUCGGGCACGCGGGCAACUCCGGGUCCCAGGCGUCGGCGACGAUCAUCCGCGCGCUGGCGCUCGGGGAGGUGGGCUGGGGGGACUGUGGGAGGGUGGUGUUCAAGGAGGGGUCCGCGGGGCUGGUCGUGGGCGCGGGGCUCGGGUGCGCCGUGUGGGCGGGCAGCCUCGCGUGGCCCGCCAUGACGCCGCUCGAGGGCCUCGCCGUGGGCGUGGCGCUGCCGCUCGUCAGCGUGUGGGCCAACGUCCUGGGCGGGUUCCUGCCGCUGCUCGCCGCCCGCGUGGGCCUCAACCCCUCGGACACGGCCGCGCCGCUGAUGACCACGCUCGUGGACGCCACGGGUCUCAUCAUCUACUUCAUCGUCGCCCGCAUGAUCCUGAAUAUCUGA
This is a messenger RNA of Pedinophyceae sp. YPF-701, 807 nucleotides long. NCBI's taxonomy places the organism in Eukaryota, Viridiplantae, Chlorophyta, Pedinophyceae. The record is from the annotation of a GenBank genome assembly.